Molecule: messenger RNA, 1587 nt
Organism: Prunus armeniaca (apricot)
Lineage: Eukaryota; Viridiplantae; Streptophyta; Magnoliopsida; Rosales; Rosaceae
Source: the annotation of a GenBank genome assembly
AUGGCGGAGUUCGAUUCCAGCUGUAUUGGCUCGGAUUACGCGGAGAUCAUAGUACUGCGUCACGGUGAAACGGCCUGGAACGCUGAUAGAAGAAUCCAGGGGCAACUGGAUGUUGAAUUAAAUGAUGCUGGGAGGCAGCAGGCAGCUCUAUUGGGUGAUAGGUUAUCCAAGGAGCCCAAGAUCUCCCUUGUAUAUUCUUCUGACUUAGCAAGAGCUUAUGAAACUGCGCAGAUAAUCGCAGCCAGGUGCGGCGGGCUAAAGGUUGUAACAGAUGUUGAUUUACGAGAAAGGCAUUUAGGGGAUCUUCAAGGCCUUGUAUUUCGUGACACUGCCAAACUUAAUCCUAAGGCUCACCAGGCCUUUGUAUCUCAUGAGACAUGCCAAGAGAUUCCAGGUGGUGGAGAAAGUCGCGAUCAACUUCAUCAACGUUGCACAUCUUCAUUGCAGAGAAUUGGCAAUAAGCACAAAGGAGAGCGAGUAGUUGUGGUCAGUCAUGGAGCGGUUAUUGAAACACUCGACAAACAGGCUUCACCGGAUGGCAGGUCUGUCAGAUAUGUACUCAAUGCAUCCGUCAACAUAUUUCACGUGUAUGAUGACGGCAAAUGGACCAUAAAAUCCUGGGGUGAUGUUAGUCACCUCAACCAUACAGGUUCUCUGCAAUCCGAUUUCGGCAGGGACGAACAAUCUGGUCAGCUCGUUCUUAGGAUGCUCUCCGCCACAAGUCCUCUGCCUCUCACUAAACCUCCUCAGGCGUCACAGAGCGCACAGCUUAACGUGGACGCAGUGCGGCCGAGUCAUCCAUGGCAACGUCAUCAGUGCCCGAGUCGGAGUCCGAUUCCAGGUCCGAUCUCACUCUCAUUCUACUUGCACCUAAAUCCUCCGUUUCGUUCCAAUCGCAUAGUUCCUCGAUUAGGCUGUGUUGGCUCGGAUUACGCAGAGAUCAUAGUACUGCGUCACGGUGAAACGGCCUGGAACGCUGAUGGAAGAAUCCAGGGGCAUCUGGAUGUUGAGUUAAAUGAUGCCGGGAGGCAGCAAGCAGCUGUAGUGGGUGAUAGGUUAUCCAAGGAGCCCAAGAUCUCCGUUGUAUAUUCUUCUGACUUAGCACGAGCUUAUGAAACUGCACAGAUAAUUGCAGCCAGGUGUGGGGGGAUAAAGGUUGUAACAGAUGUUGAUUUACGAGAAAGGCAUUUAGGGGAUCUUCAAGGCCUUGUAUUUCGUGACACUGCCAAACUUAAUCCUAAGGUUCACCAGGCCUUUGUAUCUCGUGAUUCAUGCCAAGAGAUUCCAGGUGGUGGAGAAAGUCGUGAUCAACUUCAUCAACGUUGCACAUCUUCAGUGCAGAGAAUUGGCAAUAAGCACAAAGGAGAGCGAGUAGUUCUGGUCAGUCAUGGAGGGUUUAUCAGAACACUCUACAAACAGGCUUCCCCGGAUGGCAGGUCUGUUGCAAAAGUACUCAAUACAUCCGUCAACAUAAUUCACGUGUAUGAUGACGGCAAAUGGACCAUAAAAUCCUGGGGUGAUGUUAGUCACCUCAACCCAACAGGUUAUCUGCAAUCAGGUUUCGGCGGGGACGAAAAAUCUGGUUAG